CACAAAUGGGGGCAGAGGUCUGGGCCCGGGCCCGUGCUGCCCUUUGCAUGUGUGUUCCACUGAGUCCCCGUGGUCCUGAUUUAUCUGGCCUCCUAGAGGGAAGAGAGCCUGCUCUUAUUCCAGUGCGUAUCUCCACAUUUGCAUAUGAAACAUUUUCUGAAGAUCUUGGGGCCGGUUUUGCUUUUAAUGCUUUUUACAAGCAUUUACAAGAAGACUGUGGCUUAGUAAAUAAAUAAGCAAGGGAAUUAGAGUUCUGUUCCUUGCCCUGCCACUUUGAUCGGAUGAAGUCUCUGGUCUCUGUAAAACUGGGUAUGUGGUCUGUAUCUGUCCGUAUAGUGGGGGGUGUGCAAUAAAGCUGUGAUUACUACAGUGUUCCAUGGAAAUGUGCAUGAUUUUCAGUAUUUAGAUUUUUUAAACGUCUUGGCAUUUAUUGAUACCUAAAUGAUAAAUUGUUUGACAUUUCUGCCUUUGGGUACAUAUAUUUGAGGUUUUAAAAAUCAUUAUUCAGGUUAACCAUGCCCCAUAACAGUGGUUUCUGAUCCUGGCUGCAUAUAAGAAUCAACAGGGCAGUUAUAAAUACCAUUCCUGAAUUCUACCCGAGUUUAAAUGACCAGAAUCCAGGUAAUGGGAUUGUUAGAAAGUUCCUGACCUGAGUGUGCAGUCAGGAUUGAGAACCACUGACACAGCUAAAUACAUCCUGUCAUUCUGCAGCCCCCAACAGAUUCUGGUCCAUCAGAUUACCUGUACCCAGCCCCCACUAACCAGUGGUUCUGCACCUUGGCAGGAUGUUUCAGGCACCUGGGAGCUUUAAAAAUCACCACGUCCAACCUACAAUUCAGAACAAUUAAAUGCGUGCCAGGGGUGGGACCCCAGCAUCAGUAGUUAGUAAAGCUCCUCCACUGAUUCCAACGUGCAGCCAGGAUUAGAAACCACUGCCCAGUACACACAACUAAGUGACUUGGCAACGAACUAAAUGCUUCCCUGGCUACUUUCAGUGGGGGAGGGCCACAGGAUAGUGGGGUUUUCAUGCUGCCCAGGAAAACAAGUUAUCUGGAGCUUUACUUGAUCACCCAAUGGGAGAGGAUGGAUUAUUUAACAUUUGUAUUGGCCUGGUUUAUUCAUAGCCUUCUGCUUGGAGAAACACCAGCGUUUACAUAUGGAAUUGGCCCAUCAAGCUCCAUUUGUCUAUAGCCUCCUUUCACGGUUGAUUGUCUGAACUUUUUCUGAUAUAUAAAGAAAAUAUGAACUUCAUUAUAGGCUAUUUGGCCGGAGACACAGCACUUCAUGUUGCUGCUGCCCUAAAUCACAAGAAGGUGGUUAAAAUCUUACUGGAAGCUGGAGCAGAUGGAACCAUUGUUAAUAAUGCAGGCCAGACUCCACUGGAGACUGCCCGCUACCACAAUAAUCCGGAAGUUGCUCUUCUCCUCACUAAAGCUCCCCAGGCUGGAAGUUCCACUAGAUCAGAGCACCAGGUCCAAGGACAAUGCUGUCACGACGCUGCACACACCGUGGUUUGUAACCAUGCCUCUUGCCUCCUUCAGGUCUUGCGCUUCAGUCGUGGGCGAAGCCUGAGGAAAAAGAGAGAGAGGCUCAAGGAAGAGAGGAGAGCUCAGUCUGUGCCAAGAGAUGAGGUGGCACAAAGCAAGGGAAGUGUCUCCGCAGGAGACACCCCCAGCAGUGAACAGGCUGCACCCAGAAAAGAAGAGGCCAGAGAAGAUGUCCUGUCCGCCUCCCCAGAGCCCAAGGCGAAGGACAACAGGCAGAGAAAGUCAAGGCCCAAGGCGUCAGCAUUUUCUGACCCCACUCCACCAGCAGACCAACAGCCUGGACACCAGAAGAACUUGCAUGCUCACAGUCACCCUAAAAAGAGGCCCAGGCACCGAUGUUCACCGCCACCCCCUCCCCAUGAGUUCAGAGCGUACCAGCUCUACACGCUGUACCGGGGCAAGGACGGGAAGGUGAUGCAGGCACCAAUAAAUGGUUGUAGAUGUGAACCCCUAAUCAACAAGCUGGAGAACCAGUUGGAGGCAGCUGUGGAGGAGAUCCGAGCAGAGCUGGGUUCGGUUCAGGAUAAAAUGAACACAAAGCUGGGGCAUAUGGAGAACAAAACCCAGCACCAGGAGAAGAGCUCACCUGUGAGCCCUCCUCACAUCUCCAGAACUGGCCCUUCUUUGUGUUUGUGUUUUGGACAUCUGAUUGUGGAACAACCCUUGUGGAGCUGGCCCCUGCUGACAAAGUCUCUCUCCCUGAUGCGUGUUCUGGACAAGCUGAUGGUUGAGCGGCUGUCAGCAGAGAGAACAGAGUGCCUGAACCGCCUGCAACAGCAUUCAGAUACAGAGAAGCAUGAGGGGGAGAGACGACAGAUGUCAUUGGUUGACGAAUUAAAAACCUGGUGCAUGUUAAAGAUUCAGAAUCUGGAGCUGAAACUUUCUGGAGAUUCUAGGGCCUCUAGGACCAAAUCCACACCAUCUACUUGCGAGUCGUCUACAGGCGUGGAUCAGUCCGUGGCCACUGCAGGUCCGGUAGCGGCUUCUGACAGUUCUCCUCAGGUGGUUAGGCCCAAGGAAAAGGCCUUCAACUCCACUGCUACCCACAGACUACAGCAGGAGCUGUCUUCCUCAGACUGUACCGCGUCCCGACUGAGGAAUGUCAAGGUCCAGACAGCCUUGCUACCCUUGAAAGAGGCGGCCAAGUGUGAUCAGCAGGCUGGGCCCUGUGUUGACAGAGGCACCCAAACCAAGAAGUCUGGGAAAAGUGGGCAGACGAGGCAUCGGCCCCAGCACCCGGCACCCGGCACCGCCGGUGGGCAGCCGCCCCCGGCAGCGGGCAGUGAGCAGACUGCCUCUCAUGUUCGAGACACCUCCCAGGCUCUGGAGAUUACCCAGUAUUUUUUUGAGGCUGUUUCUACCCAGAUGGAAAAGUGGUAUGAGAGGAAGAUUGAAGAAGCCCGAAGCCAAGCCAGUCAGAAAGCCCAGCAAGACAAGGCCACCCUGAAGGAACAUAUUAAAAGUUUAGAAGAAGAACUUGCUAAACUAAGGACUAAAGUGCAGAAGGAAAAUUAGAAUCUGGGAAGUGGCCUGAGAAGGGCUUCUUGAUGAUUCCUGCUUUUGCAUCUAUAGAACAGCUGUGCCCAAGAUGUCCAUUCUUGUGCACGUAGCAGACUUGCCUUUAAAAACAAAAAGUCAAAUUGCUGAAAUGUGCCAGGCACACGCUUUCCUGCGCCCUGAAGUCAUGAAACUUCAACAGUGACCACCAAAGCCAGGGGAAGCUUGCUUUGUGUUAGGUUUCAUUGCAAACCUAAAACCUCGGUCUGGGUUCAUCUGAGGUUCAAAAGCUCAGAUUAAGUGAGCCACGCUAAGAAACGGAAAGAUGUGUAAAGCCUAAAGCCUAAAAUUCAGGAUGUGUGAAAUAACAUAAAUCAAAAGGAAGAAAAAUUAAUCCCUUGUGAACUUUAGUCAUUCAUGUGAGCACUCCUGUGGUGCCCAGAUGAGAGCAUCUUUCUGUACGAGCUAUGGCUGAGAUGCGCUGAAUCCUCUCUUGAAUUCCUAAUUCUUAAAGUGCUGACCUUUUAACCAGAUGAAAACUUACCAAACUGAUUUUGAGGAGAAAAAGAUUUUCAUGAUGUCACUAGAUCCAAUAUAUGUUAAAGUAUUUUGCAGUCAGAGGGUAUUUAAAUGAUGAGUAAUUGGCUACUAGCACUGGGAAUAUUUGUUAAUAAACUCAGAUGAGAAAGGUUCAAAUCAUUUGGUCAUGAUUUCUGUAUUUUCAGUCAAAAUACAGAAACACUACAGUUGAUUAAUCCUACCAAUUUUAAAGCAGAUUAAUGGAAAAGCAUUCACCUAACAAUCACCUGAAACUUCUAUAAGCUAUCCAUAAUCAAACCCAGUUAACCAAGAGUACCUUUCUAAAUUUGAGCUUCUCAGUCUACAUUUUAUAAAGAAAUAAGGCUAUUUCUUAAAAGUAUUUUACUUCUAAUUGUAUACGGUCAUUGAUGAACCUCAGAAGUUACCCACUGCUUUGCAGUCUUUAUGUCAAGGUAAAAAUUGUCAACUCAGUCUAGACCCCACAAUUCCCCAUCUUGUGGAGCCCCAAGGAUUUUCCUCUCCUCUGUGGAGUAUAUAAGUUGUAAAAGUAGCUUGGGUAUGUUGAAACUUUGGAUUUAGUUAUCUUUUAAGCUUCUUGCCCCUUGAUUAUAUUCAUCUCCUCAAAAUUCCAUGUAUGCAAAGAAAUGUCAAUUCUAUUUCCAUUAACCCCAGAACUGAGAAACUGUUGUCUCUAAGUUUGAAUAAAAUGUUGCUCACAGAGCCAAAGAAAAAAUGAUUUCCUGACAUGGGAACACCCAGAAAAACAAAGUAUGUUUUUAGUCCCUUUGUUCUUGCCUAACAAGCUCAGUUUUUGUUUUCUUAACAGUGACAAUCUAUAGAUCUAGAUGUAGGUCACCAUUACACAACCUGGAUAGGGAAUCAAUUUAAUAUUCUCCCAAGUUUAUGUUCAUGUGCGUGUUAGUCUUGUUCCUCAGCUACUGUUAAGAACGUCUGAUUCUCCCCCAGAGGAUCUUGUUGCACUGAUAAAUGUAGAGGUACUUUCCUUUUCUCAUCUCCGUUCCUAAUGCAGAACCACAGAAUUGCAGAGCUAGAUGGUACCUUCAGUUUUUAAAAUCUUUCCCUUAUCCAGCAUCACUGAAAUCUUCAGCUUUCCUCAAUAUACAUCAGUUUCUUAAGAACUGCCAAAUACUCAGAGAGGAAAUCCUGAGAUGUUCAGUAAGUUGUGGUCUAAGCAGGAGUUCUUUUCACUUACCAAAAUAGCUGUUAUCUCGAGGAGUAUCCUUGUUGAGAAAUGAAGACAAAUUUUAUCUAGACUACGGAGUGCUGUGGUAGGAAGUAUUUUGAUUAUGCAACCCCUACUCAUCAGAAGCGGGCAGCUUACCAUUGUGAACUGGAUAUUUUUGCCAAAGUCACAGGGAAGAGACUAGGGAGGACUGAGAAGGGUCCAAGGCACCUAGUCUGACAGGUUACACGGAUCUUUCUCUACUAGAACGGAAAACCAGUAGAGGUGAGGAAACAGGAUCAGUCUGCCUCCUAACGCAGAGAGAUGGCAGCAUCUCAAGGCCACUGCAAUAGCUUAUUUUAAACAACUGGGUUUUUGUUCCUUAGUAUUGUCAAAAACUCAACUAUGGGUCUGAUGUGUAUUUUCCCUUUUUUCCCUUGUGCUAUCUGCUAAAAGGAGCAAAUGCCACAAUAGUACUUUUCCAAAGAAGCAAAACUUAUUGGCUGUCAUGUGGGUUGUGUUUGAAACAGAGAUUGGAGCUUUCAAUAGCUAUGGGGAAAUGAUGUAAGACACAGAAAAGUUGUAUAAUAUUGCAGUGGGGUUUUUUGUUGGUGAAUUAUUGCAUUGAAUAUAGUAAAUAUCUGUGAUUAGGUUGAAUAUAGUUCUAAUCAUUUGACUUUGGGGGCCCAAAAUAAAGGAAGUGAUGUUUUCACAUUUAAAUCUUUUUUUUUUCAGUCAAGCGUUGAUACUGCAGAGAUAUGUUGUCUUCUAUUUAAUAUUUUUAUUAAUUUGAAUUUGUCUCUUCCAAGCAUUAAAUAUGGUUCUCAACACUAUGGAUAUUGAAAUCCUUAUUUAAAAAAUGCAAGUAUGACUGCUUUGUUUAGUGUACAUUUUCGUUUCUGUGGUUGACCAAAUUUAUGUUCCCAGAAAGAGUGCCUUCACCCAGCUACAUCUUACCUUGUUUCUAUAGAAGUGUGAUUUCUGGUAAAUACAUUUGCCUCAAAGUAGAGGUCAGAUGCACUGCAUGAAAAAUAAAUGUUUCAGAAGCCCAUAA
Molecule: messenger RNA, 5821 nt
Organism: Felis catus (domestic cat)
Lineage: Eukaryota; Metazoa; Chordata; Mammalia; Carnivora; Felidae
Gene: ANKRD6
Product: ankyrin repeat domain 6
Exons: 11
Coding region: 1242-3062 (606 amino acids)
Biological process (GO): positive regulation of transcription by RNA polymerase II
Cellular component (GO): nucleus; cytoplasm
Molecular function (GO): transcription cis-regulatory region binding; protein binding
Source: RefSeq, a predicted model, not a curated record